Struthio camelus australis is the source of this 8846-nucleotide messenger RNA. The record is from RefSeq and is a predicted model, not a curated record. NCBI's taxonomy places the organism in Eukaryota, Metazoa, Chordata, Aves, Struthioniformes, Struthionidae.
GGCAUGAAGCGCUGACACAUAAAUAUUUGCGGCGGCCCUAAUCCUGCUGCCCUUGUGUCGGCAAAUCUCCCGCGGAUGACGGGGAGAGCUGGGCUGGCGCUCGGGCGGCUGGGUCUGUCUGCAGACCAGAUGCCGGGCUUGCAGCUGCCCCUCCUCCAGCUUACGCUGGUCCCUGUAGUACACAGCGAGCAGGAAAAAGCCGAGUUUUUAUGAAAUGGUCGUCGGCUUUGCGUUUGGGAUUCUGCCUGGGUAGAGAGGUGUUGUUGCGAAUUGCAGGUGUCACAGAUAAUUCUUAUCUUCAUCAGCCCAAGGGUCAUCAAGGAUAUGAAUUCUGCUCUUUUUAUCUAAAUGGAUGAAAAGAUUAACAGCCCAGACUGGGAGCUCCUUUGGUUUUCAAGAUGGCAGCAACUAGUGGUGAAAGCCAGCUACAGCGGAUUAUCAGGGACUUGCAAGAUGCUGUGACUGAAUUAAGCAAAGAAUUUAAAGAAGGAGGGGAACCGAUCACAGAUGACAGUGUCAGCUUGCAAAAAUUCUCCUACAAGCUUGAGUACCUUUUACAGUUUGAUCAGAAAGAAAAAAACACAUUGCUGGGAAAUAGAAAAGACUACUGGGAUUAUUUCUGUGACUGUCUGGCAAAGGUCAAAGGAGCUAAUGAUGGAAUCCGCUUUGUUAAGUCUAUUACAGAACUACGAACAUCUCUUGGGAAAGGAAGAGCGUUUCUUCGUUACUCCUUGGUUCACCAAAGACUAGCAGACACCUUGCAGCAGUGUUUUAUGAACACCAAAGUGACGAGUGACUGGUACUACGCGAGAAGUCCAUUUCUGAAUUCCAAAAUGAGUUCUGACAUUGUGGGUUAUCUCUAUGAGCUCACUGACGUUCAGUUUGACCUGGCAUCAAGAGGCUAUGAUUUAGAUGCUGCGUGGCCAACAUUCGCCAGGAGAACACUAUCCUCCCUUGGAUCUUCAGCUUAUUUAUGGAAGCCCCCAAGUCGCAGUUCCAGCAUGAGCAGUUUAGUGAGCAACUAUUUGCAGGCCCAAGAGUUUCCCUCCAGCCCUGAUGCAAAUAACUCGCUAAAUGUUGAACACAUUGAGGGCUUUGAAGAGAUGCGUGUAGAACUUGACCAGGCUGAGCUGAGACAGAGAGAGCUUCAGGAUCGAAUUCACCAGCUACAGAUGGAAAACCAGGAGCUGCAGGCAGCCAUCAGCCUUCAGAAAGCGCAAGCACAGGUAGAAAAGGAGAAGAGUAGUAACUACAGCGAGGAGAACUCCCGGCUGACAAAGAUGAUCACAGAGUUACAGAAGCAGUGUGAGGUCUCCCAUUCCACUCAGAGCACUGUUCACGAUCUGCAGAAGUGCCUGCAGUCCCUGGAACUGAAUGCAGUGGAGCAACAGAAAGAGUACUCAACAAAGCUGGAGCAGCUGGAGACCAGCAAGGAGAACUGUGCCUCAAAGCUGCAGUUGUUGAAUCAGGAGCUGGAGGCCUCUAGGGCUUUGGUCACUAUGAAGGAUCUUUGCAUUGAUGAACUUAAGGCCAAGCUGAGUUCAACGAAACAGAAGAACAUGGAGCUCCUGGCAAAAGUUGAUGCCGCCUUGGAGGAGAAAGGACAGCAAGCCACAGCCCACUGUGACUCUGCCAUACAGAUACAAGGACUGUUGGAGAAGCUUCAGGAGAAAGAAAAGGAAAAGGCAGACAUGCAAAAACUCAAUGACGAACAUGCAUCUCAGCUAAAAGCAGCAAGAGAGGAGCUACGGUUGAAAGAAGAGGUGCAGAAGGAACUGGAAUCCAGAUACAAUCGCCUCACUGCUGACUCUAGGGAAGAGAGCGAAAAGCUGCUUGGGAGCCUGGAAACCAUGGCAAAGGAAAUGGAAGCGCUUCAGAAGGCCCUGACCCUGAAAGGGAAGGAGGUGGCUGAUCUCCAGACCCAGGUAAUGGGGUCGCUGGCUCAGGUGGGGUCACUGGAAAAAAAUCUUGAGGAGGCAAGGAAAGAAAAAGAGAAACUUGAGGAGGAGUGCAGUAGGAGGGAAGGAGCACUGAAGCACAAAGCCCACUCUCUGGCAGAGCAACUUGAACUACAGGAAGGUCACUUAACAAAGGUGAGUCACACUGUGCAUAGCCUUGAGGAACAAAAACAGAAAAUCUCAUCUGAAAAAGAGCACCUCAGCCAGAAAGUCAAGCAGCUGGAGGAGCAGUUGGAGCAGCAAAACUCUGCAGUGAGUGAAAAGGAUGAGGAGAAUCAGAAGCUGAAAUCAGAGAAUGCAGAUUUGCAGCAGGCCAAGAAAAAGAUGGAAGAGAAGUUGAAAAAUGUGGAAGAGUCCAAAGCCUCCCUGGAAGCAGAGGUGGCCAGGCUGAGAGCCUCUGAGAAACAGCUUCAGAGUGAGAUAGAUGAUGCCUUGGUGUCAGUCGAUGAAAAAGAGAAGAAGCUCAGGGGCCAGAACAAACAGCUGGAUGAAGACUUGCAGAAUGCCAGGAGGCAAAGCCAAAUUCUGGAGGAUAGGUUAGACGCUCUGCACUCAGACUACAAAGAACUGAAGCAAAGAGAAGAGGCAACCAAGGAGUCUUGUGCUCUUCUUGAAGGACAGCUGAAGAGAGCCAAACAGGAUUGUUUACAAAUGGAAAAGAGCUUGGGCUCCUUGAAAGAAAGCGAAGAGUCUCUCCGAUCGCAGCUCACAGAGAAGGAGGCAGAACUGCAAGGCAUGGAGAAUCAGUACAAGCAACUAAGAGCAGAAGCUGAAAGACAUAGGAAGAAAGCAGAGAUUCUUGAGGUGGAAAAGCUUAGCAUGGAAAAGACAUGUCUUCACCAGACAAAGCUGAUUGAAUCCCUCACAGCAGAGAAGAAAUCAGUGGAAAAACACCAACUACAGCAGACAGCUUUUCUGGAGAAGGAGGCAAAAGAGCUGGCCUCCAGGCUGAUUGUGAGUGAAGAGCAGCUGCAGGUCAACCGAGGAGAAGUGUCUAGGCUGCAGGCAGAAGUCCUUGACCUGCGAGUCAAGCUUCAACAGACCACUGUUGAGAGAGAGCAGAUGAGAGGUGAGCUGGCAGUCACAGAGACUGUCUUGGGGGAGCAGAAAGUGCAUGUCCAGCAACUGAAGGAGGAGAGUGAGUCGCUCAACAGAAACCACAUGCAAGAACUGAUGCAGUAUAAAGAGAGAGAAGAAGUGCUGAAAAAAGAGCAGGAGAGGGUGGCCCAUCAAAAAGCUGAGCUGGAAAAUAAUUUGCUGAACCUGAAGGAAGAGCUAUCCAAGGUUAAGCAGUACUUGGAAGCUGUUAAAAUGGAAAAUGAAGAAAACAAAGAUCUCCUCCACAGGACCAACACUGAUAUGGCUGAACUGGGUAUUCAGAUUUGUGCCGUGACCUCUGAAAAGGUAAAUACAGAAGAGAAGUUAGCCAAGGCCACAGGGAGGCUCAAAGAACUGGAAGAACGGACUGCGGAGGAACAGGAGAGGCUGAAGCUUGACAUCUCUGCUCUCAGGCAGGAGAACAAGAGCCUGCAAGAAAAAUUGGAGGAAGCUCAAGUAUGUGCCGCGGCUGUCCCGAGUCUGCAAAUGCAGCUGGAGACAGCAAAGAAACAGGCACAGAGCUUCCAAGAGACCAGCCAAGAAGAGCUGUCCGCAAUAAAAUUUCAAAUGAGCACAGAGAUUCUAAAUUAUCAGACAAAAUACAAGGCUGUCAGUGAGGAGUGCAGGAAAGUACAAGAGCAACUUGAGGAGCAGAAGCGACAACGGUGUGCUGCAGAGGAAGAGAUUGCAGAGUUACAAGCUGCAAACACAAGUUUGUCUAGCAAGCUGGAUGAAGCAAGAGAGCAGCUGGCUGAAUCUGAAUCUGCUCGGCUGCAGAAGGAAGAAGAGGUGAUGUCUCUGAAAGGACUUUUAGAAAGGACCCAAAAGGAAGCUGAUGAAGCAAAAGAGCAAGCCCUCGAAUACGGUGAGAAGCUCGGCAAGGUGGUAGCAGAAAAAGAUAGCAGCGACCAGAAGUUGUUUGCCGAGCUGGAUGACCUGACGAGAACAAAACAGUUCCUUGAAGAACGUUUGAUAGAACUUAUCAGAGAUAAGGAUGCCCUGUGGCAAAAAUCAGAUGCUCUCGAGUUCCAGCAGAAGCUUAGUGCAGAGCAGAAGUGGCAGGGAGACACAGAGAUUAACCAUUGCCUGGACUGCCAGAGAGAGUUUUCGUGGAUGGUGCGCCGACACCACUGCAGAAUGUGUGGUCGCGUUUUCUGCUAUUACUGCUGCAACAACUACAUGGUGACAAAGCAUGCCGGGAAGAAGGAGCGUUGCUGCAGAGCUUGCUUUAAUAAGCCCAGAGUGGUUGUGGACUAUACAGAUGACUCUGGGUCCAGUGCCAACCGGGAAGGAUCACCAGCUUCAUUGGAAUCGCCAGUGUCACCAACAGAGAUGGCUUUUGUUGCAAGUGAAGCCUCUAAACCACCAGAUGAUGCAGUGUUUGAUAUAAUCACCGAUGAGGAGUUGUGCCAAGUACAGGAAUCAGACUCGCUCCACAAUGAAAGUCAGAUGGAGGGAGAGUCUCUGGAUCAAAGUGUGACAGAUCUGAACAGCACAUGUAAUUCUUCAACCUUUGAUGAAUCAGAAGAGUGGCAAGUUGCUCAAGAUGCUGAGAUAUGCUUGUUGAAAUCAGGAGAAAUCAUGAUGAAAUUGCCCCUUACAGUGGAAGACAUCCUAAAUUUUGGGGAAGGCAACAGAGAGCUGUUCAUUAAAUCCAGCACUUACAGUAUCAUUCCCAUCACUGUGACAGAGACAGGCCUAACAAUUAGCUGGAUAUUUUCAUCAGACCCUAAAAGCAUAUCCUUCAGUGUUGUUUAUCAAGAAUCAGAAGAAGCACCACUGGAUCACUGCAAAGUUCUUAUUCCUAUGACUCGCUGCAGUUCACAUAAGGAAACUAUCAGAGGCCAGGUGAAAGUCAGAAAUUCUGGCAUCUACAUGCUAAUAUUUGACAACACAUUUUCUAGAUUUAUCUCAAAAAGAGUAUUUUAUCACUUGGCUGUCGAGCGACCUGUCAUCUAUGAUGGAAGUGAUUUUCCAUAGCCUUGAAUAUACUGUGUUAUUUUUAAUUCAAUUUUUAAGAAAUGCUAUUAUUUAUGUAUAUGCAAGCAAUAUGACUACCACUGUGUUUGAAGACUUUGAAACUAUGCAAUAAUUAUAAUGCGCUUAGAGAACAUGUACACACUAGGAAAAAGAAGCCGUUUUAGGAACACUAAUGGUUCUGUACUGUGUACAGAUUGCUCAAAAGCCAUGUUGCUUGAUUUAACAGGUCAAAUAAUGUUCCAAUUAAAUUUUUAUUCGGUGGGGAGAAAAAUAAAUGAGGGGCUGUCUAAAUGGAAACUCAAAUUCUCUACUCAAAACUGAAUGACUUUUCUUCCCCUCAAAAAACUUCAGAAGGAAAUUUAAAGAAAAGUGCUUAUUUUAGUUGACCUCUUCAGUGGAGAGUAGACAUACCUAUUUCUGUUCUGCUCUACUGCUCGUAGUGUCAGAACAACUAUGCAAUACUUCAGUCUUUGCAGGCAUAUAUUGUAAUCCAUCUAGAAUUUUUUUGUCUUUUUCAAGUUUUCUAAACAGCAAAUAUAGGGGUUUUUUACAUUUUCGGCUAAGAUUUCGUAUGUCUUAACUGGCUUUUACCAAUGCUCUACUGUUCAAUACCAAUUACAAAACAAUAAAACAUGAAGCACCAACUCCUUGCACUGCUGCUCACCAUACUCUGUAAGUUGAUCCAUUGAAAUCAGCACUUAAAGUGAAUACCAGUGGCAGAAUCAGGAGUAUAAUUUGCAGCAUAAAGUACCACUCACUGUGUGAUAUUAGGAAGAGGAGCAUUUCUUUUUCCUGCUUUAGCACCUUAAUCAUCGGCAUUCACAGGAAAGCACAGUCUCUAAGGAGGUCUUCCUCUAGACCAAGUGGAAGGUAGCAGUAACGUUUGAAACAGUCUCAAAAAGUCCAUCCAAAACUGAGUGCAUAUCCAGCCCUAAUAAGCUCUCCAUCCUGUAUCAGUGUAUUUUGCCCAUUUCUUAAGCCUUGUUUUCAUCUCUGCUUCUCAGUAUUUGCUGGGCCAUAGCAAACUGCUAGCUUCCCAUCUCAAAUCUGGGGACAGAGCUGGCUGUAAACAUAUUGCCAUUUGAGGGAAGGAAGACUGGAUUUCUAUUUAUAUAACGUUUCCAUGCAAACUGUCUGCUUUCUAUAUAGAAUUUCAACUUUUUGUGACAAUAUCUGAAAGUAGAUUUUCUGUUAAAAAAUUCUGUUUUCUGACAGAAAGGCAAAACAUUUUGGCAGGAGAAAGGAGAAAAAGCACUUUCUCCCAACCAGGCUUCAUCAUAAUUUUAGAUAUGUCUGAUUUCCCGUGUUGUUCUUCUCCCAAGGAAACUUCAGAACUUCAGACCCUGGGAGGUUUUAGUGCACCAAUUGAUAGAAGACCAGCUCAGCCUGCCAGAAAGCCUAUAGACCCUUGGUGGCAGUUGUUGCUGAUAUACAUACAAGGGUCAUGGUGGGACACAGAAAAUAAAACAUGAAGGAGAAGAAGAAUAGCAAGUACAUGCUGAAGCAAAUGAUUGAGGGAUGAGGAAAGGAAGUGCAGAGGCAAGCUCAUAAAUGCAAAAGCAGGGGCAGGGAAUGGAGGGAUCAGCUCAGCUCGGGGAGGAAGUCUGGAGGAUCCUGCUGAUGUUUAUAUAUUGCUGGUCCAGUUCACUACCCGUAGGGGAUCUCACUCCAAAGCAAUAGCCUGGCUGUUUAAAAGACAGAGAUCACAAGAUAAAUGUUUGACAUUUAAAUAUGAACAGCUGGGACAGAAGGAGAUUUCUAAUCAUAGGAGAGAGAAGAAGAUAAUGACUGCAGAUAAAACUAAAUGCUAGCAGUCAUUCGUGCCAGUCACUAACACGAUAGAAAUAUUCUGAUCUUGAAGAAAUGGUGGAAGAAUGACUCCCCUUCGUGGGCUGUGUAGAUUUUAGGUUGUGUGUAUGGGGCUUUCUAACAGAACAACUUGCACUCGGGGUGGCACCAAGCUGAAGUCAGGGGGCCUCCCCAGCUGAGAUGUCUGGCCCGCCAGCGACUUUCUCUUCCCUUUAGAUGCCUCUUCUCCGUAUUUAAGAGGUGCUGUGCAGCAUCUGCCAAGCAGAGGUGUGCUCUGGAAAGGAAAGGUGAAAGCUGCUUUACUUCUUCUCCUGCGGGGUCAGGACGCAACACAGUUAAACCCUACCUGGCUGCAUGUGUUAAAAGGAGAUGGACAAGAGACUGAAGUGGGCAAUAAACAAUGCACUGAUCAGUUCAUGAAUUAUGGCAUAUUUCAGUGUUGAAGCUAUGUUUUAUAUUUAAUUAGGCAAUCAGAGAUUAUUUAUUGCUUAAAAAUGGAAUACUGUGUACCAUAUGCUAUGCAAUUUCACUGAACCGUAGCUGAACUGAAGGCUGCUGCAGUUUUCCUUAAGCUUUUAGGUGUGAUUUUUGAAAGUAUUUUGCUGUUGUUUUAGUUAGAAUACUAAUUUCACUAGGAUAUCUUUCUUGAAAUGCCAAAUGUAAGUUAAAGGGACACUGUCAAAUAUGUCAGGUCAAAAUAUGACAUUUCUGCUCAGAAGUACUUGAAUUAUCUCUACUCAGAAGUGUUUGACAGAGUUGCCUCGGGGCUUCCUCUCUGCAUCCUAGCUCUUAACAUUUUUGCAUCCUGUGGCAAAUAUGUUUAAGCUACGAUUUAUGUAAUUCUUAAAGUAAUUGGCUCUGUCCUGUUCAGUACGCGGGAGGGGAAUAAAAACACUGAGUUUUUUUUAUUUAGCCUUUGAGUCUUUAGAGUACCUUUUCCUCAGAUUUUCCUGCCCUGUGAGAGUAGUUUUAUGGUUUCUUUGCUUUCUGAAAGAGGACUAAGAUUGAGAGCCAGAGCCUGUACUUUAAAAACUAAAAGCAAAUACUUGCUUCUAAACAAGGAAGGGAGUAUUUAAGAAAAAGUUUCAAAAGAGGAAAUAUUUGAAAUGGUAAAGCACAACAAGCGAACAAGAGUCGGUGAAGAACUUGUCGUUGCCAACCGGCCUUUUUUUUGGUUGUCCCAAACCAUUUACUAACGGAGCGGCAGGAGCCCGACACGGGACUUACCCCAGGGACAGGUUCCUACCAGAACCGAUCUCGUUCAAGCGCCUUGUACCCCAGUUCAGAAAGAGCGUGUGCACGUGAGGUGUUCCAGUGACACUAAUAUAUCCGUUUACCUACGAGUGUUCAGGUGCUCUGUUGACCUGGGCCCUUUAUGAACUGACCAUCCCUGGCAGUGCGAAUAAGAGAAAUAUUUUAAAUUAAUCAUGACAUUAAUUUAAGAAGAUGUUACGUUCACGUGGCAGAGAGAGUAUAUGUUGUGGGCAGCACAAGCGACUGGGUGAUUUUUCCUGAGAGCUAGAAAAGUGGCGGGUAAUAAUUUUUGGUAUUCAGAGGUUUAUGCAAAGGAAAGAGCAUAGUUGCUUUGAGAAAAUGACAGUGUUCCUUUAAAUUUCUAUGAACGUUACUCCACAUCGGUUUAGGAAAAAAUCACUGGCAUGUAUUGCACGAGAGUUUACUGCAUUACAGAGUAGCAAAGCUGCAAAAGCCUGACUUUGCUCUCUCUUUUUUUUUUUUUAAUUUAAAUUGCACUAUAGUUUUAAUAAUGCUCAAUCAUAUAUAUCGUAACUUGUUCAGAAACAUCUCUUGGUCUUACUUGCCAAAGGAUUGCACAGCCUGUUCACAUCAAACUUCAUGUUCCAGAAGGGGGAAAAAGGAUUUAUGUAUGCCAAUGUUUGUACAGUUACAGGGAUGUAGAUGAUUGUGUACUGGGAUGUUUUUUGAUGGUUGUUUUCCUUUUUUAACCUCAGGAAUUAAAUAAAUAAAAAUCUGUAUCAUUAA